CUAUACAUAAUCGAUUAAUGUUCUCUCCUAAUUUUUCCCUUCUUCUUUUGGAAAAAAAAUAAAUAUAAAUAACACAAUUUAUCAUGUUGGAGCCGUUGAUAGUAUUGACAGUUUUAAAUUGUUUAUUUAUGUUCAGCUCGACCGUGACCACGUGCGCAUUAUGGUGGCAAUAUCGACGUCAUCGUUGUUACGAUGUCAGAAAGGUUCCAUCAUCUCGGCGAACUUGUAGAUCUCACAUAAGAAAAUCCAACAGCUGUACGAGUUGUCACGUUUCCAAGAAAAUUGUCCAAUCAAAGGUAGACGAUAGAAAUCACGUUUUUGACAGCGGUAGAUCUUUUAUGAAUGCCGAUGAACAAUACAAGAAAAAAAUUUUGGACGAAAGCAAACCUGCAAGCAAGCUUAGAUAUUUGUCCGAUUAUAAAAAGCAUAAAGACGAAAGAAGGAUACAUCCUUUUACCGAACCAUCAAUCAAGAAAAAAGAUUCGGCGAUUAGAAAACAAAUUUCUGAGGUAUCUGAUACGACCAACGAUACUAAAUCGACCGUGAUAAUGGAAUUCUCAACGGUACAAAAGAUCGUUCAACUCGUUGACAACAAUGGCGACAUAUCUAUGGCAAAAGUAACAGUUAUACCGGCGCGUGAUAUCAUCGAGAAGAACAAAAAAUUUGAUUUAGAUGUUGGAAAUAAAUUUGAGGAUGACAUUAGGACAGUCGAAAAGAUUUCACGUUCUACGGUACAUUAGAAAUGAUAUCUACGUAUACAUAUAUAUUAUAAAAAUUAUAUAUCAAAUUAUAUAUAUUAUAUACAGCGACGAAUUUUUUGUUUUACAUGUGACCUUCUUUACGAUUACAUGAAAUUUUUUGUCAACGAGUAAC
Vespa velutina is the source of this 873-nucleotide messenger RNA. RefSeq lists its product as uncharacterized. The record is from RefSeq and is a predicted model, not a curated record. NCBI's taxonomy places the organism in Eukaryota, Metazoa, Arthropoda, Insecta, Hymenoptera, Vespidae. The transcript has 3 exons. The coding region runs from base 84 to 740 and encodes 218 amino acids.